AUGUCUGGAAAGCGCUCUCGCGCUCUCACAGAUGGGCUUGAUCCCAACGGCUCAGGCAGUAACAGUCGCAACAAGCGACCCCGUCAAUCUGAAUCCGAGGGCAGCGAUCAGUCUUCGGACGACGAGCGUUCCAAUGCAGCCAGCGGCAGCGAUUCCUCCGAUGACGAAGGCGAACACAUGCGCGAACGAGAAAUACGGGCGACACAACAGGUGCAGAAAGAGCAUCGGGCAACUGCAGACAGGGAAAACGUCGCGACGGAUUCUGGGAUUAUCGAAGAAAUCCAGUGCAUCAACUUCAUGUGCCAUGAACAUUUGACAGUAACCCUGGGGCCUCUGAUCAACUUCAUCAUCGGACAUAACGGCAGCGGAAAGAGCGCCGUGCUCACUGCCCUCACAAUCUGUCUGGGCGGAAAGGCUACCGCCACAAAUCGUGCCCAAAAUCUCAAAAGCCUUAUCAAGGAGGGCAAAGAUCAUGCCUCCGUGACUGUCAAGAUCAAGAACCAAGGGCCACUCGCUUACAAGCCCGCGCAGUACGGCGACUCGAUCAUCGUGGAACGACACUUCAGCAGAUCCGGAACUUCAGGCUUCAAGCUCAAGAACGUGAACAACAAACUCGUCACCAACAAGAAAGCGGAGCUCGAAGACAUCCUAGACGCCUUCUCCAUGCAAAUUGACAACCCGAUGAACGUCCUGACACAGGACAUGGCAAGACAGUUUCUGAACCACUCCACGCCAAAAGACAAGUACAAGUUCUUUCUCCAGGGCACGCAGCUGGAGAACUUGAACAGAGACUAUCAGCAGAUCGAACAAUCUUUGGAAGUCAUGAACACGAAAGCCGAGGUCAAAGAAGCCGACCUCGCGACUCUAAGGCGCGAGAUGGAAGCACUGGAGAAGAAAGCCAGAAAAGCGGCAAGCUUACAGACGAUGCGAGAUAAGGAAACGGAAUUUGCUCGACAAGCAGCAUGGGCCACGGUUCGUGAACACGAAGAUGAUGUUGCGCACAAUGAGAACGGACUCGCAGACACCGAGAGAAUCAUACAAACCUUACAACAACGUGUAGAAGAUACAGGAAAGGCCUACGAGCUGGCGGAUCAGGCCCACGAAGCCGCCAAACAAAACGUCACCGAUCUCACGACUGAGAUGGAGCCAGCAGAGCAAAAGGCACUUGAUGCUAAAGCAAAGUUCCAGGAAGUCAAGGGAAGACUCGUGGUGCUACUAGCUGAUGAACGGAUUGCACAAGGUGAAGUGAAGGAAAGGGAAAAGAAUGUGCACAAGUUGGAAGCAGAGAUUGCGCAGUACCGACAACGACAGGCUGAAGCAGACAACGGCCGCCACGCAGAAAAGAUUCGAGAACGUGAUGACGCCAAGGUCAAGUACGAGACUGCCAGGUUAGCAUUCGAGGGCCAUGAUACUGGGCUUGCAGCGCUACAAGACCAACUGGCGACAGCUCAAAAGGAGCAGAACGAAGCAGAUCGAAAAGUAGAGGACGCUCAAAAAGAAGUUUCACGUAUACGGGAAUCCAUCGCAAGAAUGCAAUCAGGUCGGAGUAAUUGGGACGAUGGGUAUCAAAAUCGCCAAAGGCUGAGCGAGCUACUCCGCGCGAUCGAGUCCGAGCACAGAUUCCGGGAGAGACCAGUUGGACCCAUGGGCCGUCAUGUGAAGCUGCGCUUGCAGGAUUGGGGUGGAAUUCUUGAAAAGCAAUUUGGUCAAACGCUGAACGCCUUCGUCGUCACUAGCAAGCCAGACCAGAAUAUACUAUCAGCCCUUAUGAAAAGGGUUGGCUGGUGCGCGCCAUCUUUCUGCUUAAUCAACAACGCUAACGAUGUCAGGUCUGCCCCGAUAUACAUUGGCAAGAGGACGCCUAUAAACACCGAUGGCAAUGAGCCCGCAGAAAAUCUUACCACAUGGAUGAAGGCACUUACGUUUGACGAUGAUCUUGUUCGAAAUCAGCUCAUCAUCAACCAGUCAAUCGAGCAAACCGUGCUCAUUGAGAACAUGGACGAAGGCGCUCAGUUUAUGUUCAACCGCGGGCCGCCUACUACGAACGUCAAGAUGUGUUUUACCUUUGCGGAUGGCGACACAACCAAAGGUCGUGUCUUCGUCUACAACAGUGGCGGGGGUAUCAACAACAGUCCGAUCGCACCGUAUACCGGAGCUCUGCGUAUGCAGGUGGACAAAGAUACUCGAAUCCAACUAGAAGAGAAGAAUCUGGCCCAGGCCAAGGGACAACUUGAGACCUUGCAGCAGCAGUCCAGGGAGCGGCAUGAUGAGGUCAACAAAUGCAAGGCUCAGUUACAGGACCACGAACGCCAGAAGAAACAUCUGAGACUUGCUUCCCAAACUGCUUCCAAGGAAUUGGAAAGACUUGAGUUCGAACUGGAGAAAGCAACUCCCGACGAAGCAGCUAUCCAAGUGCGGGAGUCAGAGCUUGCGGAAGCUCAAGAAGAGUUGAAGAACGUCAUGAAUGUCUACGAAGAUGCGGUGACGCAAAGGAUCGGACUCAACGACGAGAAUAGGGCGAACAAGCAGGAGAUGGAAGCUGCACAGAAGCUUGUUGCUGAUCUCCGGUCCCGGCUCGACAAGGCGCACGUGACGGUUCGAACUCUUCAGGGCACACGACAAGAAGAGCUCCAGAAAAAGAACGAAGCCAUCGAGCAGGUUGCCGAAGCUGAAAAAGUAAAGAAGAACUGGCAAGAAGAGCUCUUGGAGUCGCAACAAAGCCUCGCCGAAGUAACUGAGGGUGCGACGAGCAUAUGUGAGCGUGUGUUCGUCCCCCCUAAUUCAACUUCCGAUGACCUACAGCGGAGAAUGGUUCAAAUGGCGAAAACCAGGGAAGAGGCUGAACGGGAGCUCGGUGGAUCACAGCUGGACCUUACGCGGGCGGCAACUGAAGCGAAGCAGAAGCACCACGAUGCAAUGAAGGAGUUUGAAGACAUCAGAAGUCUACGCAACCAACUCAUCACUACGCUUGACAACCGACGCAACCGGUGGAAGCAAUUCAGAUCUGGCAUCUCUGUUCGGGCGCGAGUCACGUUCAACUAUCUGUUGAGCGAGCGCAAGUUCAGAGGUACACUGAGCAUCGACCACAAGAAGGCUCUUCUUGACAUUCAUGUUCAACCGGAUAUCAUGGAGCGAAGCGGAGACGGCAGACAGACAAAGACCCUCUCGGGAGGUGAGAAGUCGUACUCUACCGUGUGUCUUCUCCUCUCCCUGUGGGAUGCAAUGGGCUCGCCUAUCCGCUGUCUCGACGAAUUCGACGUCUUCAUGGACAGCGUCAACCGCGAAAGGAGUAUGCAUAUGAUCAUCCAGGCUGCUCGACGUUCGAUUGGACGACAGUUCAUCUUCAUCACUCCACAGUCGAUGAGUAACGUCACGCAAACGUCCGAUGUCAAGAUCAUCAAGAUGACGGACCCAGAGCGCGGACAGACAGCAUUGAAUGUGCAGCGGACUUGA
Molecule: messenger RNA, 3453 nt
Organism: Alternaria ethzedia
Lineage: Eukaryota; Fungi; Ascomycota; Dothideomycetes; Pleosporales; Pleosporaceae
Exons: 6
Coding region: 1-3453 (1150 amino acids)
Biological process (GO): double-strand break repair via homologous recombination
Cellular component (GO): site of double-strand break; nucleus; Smc5-Smc6 complex
Molecular function (GO): single-stranded DNA binding; damaged DNA binding
Source: RefSeq, a predicted model, not a curated record